AUGGAGUGGAAGGCUUACCUCCUGUGCGGCUCCCUGCUUCUGCUCACCUUCCACCUGCGAUCCUCCGCUGCUCACCCCAUGGCGGAGCAGGACACGGCCGGGGGGGGCCCGGACACCUUCAAGGCCAUACUGGGAAGACUGGAGGAGAAGCUGGAGGAACUGGAGGGAAGUCCUGACGUUAUGGAGGACGGAGCCAGGCGACCGAACGACAGCGGAGCCCCACCGCGGGAAUCCGGAGUCACCGACGGCAACCCCUUCGCCCUCAGCAACGCGAUCCUCAAAGGGCUGCGGUCGCUGCAGAGCAGGAAAAUGAUGAGAGGCUCCAACUGCUUCGGGAGACGGAUUGACAGAAUCGACUCCGUGAGCGGGAUGGGCUGCAAUGGAUCCCGAAGAGUGAUCAGGACCAUGGCAUGACCCCAUUUCAGGAGGACUCCACCCCCCCC
This is a messenger RNA of Nanorana parkeri, 443 nucleotides long. Its product is annotated as natriuretic peptides A-like. NCBI's taxonomy places the organism in Eukaryota, Metazoa, Chordata, Amphibia, Anura, Dicroglossidae. The transcript has 3 exons. Gene Ontology annotation, molecular function: hormone receptor binding; hormone activity. The record is from RefSeq and is a predicted model, not a curated record. Bases 1 to 414 code for a protein of 137 amino acids. Gene Ontology annotation, biological process: neuropeptide signaling pathway; cGMP biosynthetic process; receptor guanylyl cyclase signaling pathway. Gene Ontology annotation, cellular component: nucleus; cytoplasm; extracellular region.